Molecule: messenger RNA, 717 nt
Organism: Cladophialophora immunda
Lineage: Eukaryota; Fungi; Ascomycota; Eurotiomycetes; Chaetothyriales; Herpotrichiellaceae
Exons: 1
Coding region: 1-717 (238 amino acids)
Source: RefSeq, a predicted model, not a curated record
AUGCCUCAUCCACAGAAGGUCGCGAAACCUAGGAAGGUCACGAAGCCACGGAAAGCACAAUUGAUCGCACAAAUCGCCGCUCUCGAGAUCGAAAAAGCAGCGCUCAAAGCCCAGCUGCGUAAGAGCGAGCAAGAACGAGAAAACAUGCAACAGCAACUAACAAGAGCCGCCGCGAUGCUCACGUGGAGCCAGCCGACUCCCCAAUCGACCUCGCUCGAUCACACCCUCCUCCCCACCGCGGUCAUGACGGACGUCUUAGGGGAGGUGAAAGAGUCGGAUACAGUCCUCCACCAAUACUGGUCGGAUCAAACGUCGCCAGCAGCGCCCGAAUGGACCAAUUCGUCUCCCGAGAGCGGAAAAAGUGCCACCUUAGACCGACCAGUCGAAGCCGGCAUCCCCUUCUCCCAAAUCAAUCGUCCGUGCGCCAGCGUAGGGGAUCGUCACGACCAAGUGAGCGAGUGCUGUGGACAGGCACCCGUGGACAUUGCCAACCAGGGUUGCAGCCUUUGCGGGGAGCAUUGUGAAUUAUUCACGCCGGAUUCGAUGGCUGAAAUGGGGACAGAUUGGCCGGAAGUGAUCUCUACGUGUCCGAUAUGCAAUGAGGAUGGCUACAAUUUAGCCUGCACGUGGGAUUGGAACUCCCAUUUCGUCAGCAGCACGGACACCGACACUAGACCGGUCUCGCCAUCGUCAACGUCUCACUCUCAGAGUCACUGA